AUCUGCCAUCACUUGCACAGCAGAUGAGAGUACGCAAACAUGGGAGUAGACAGCUCCGUGAACGGCGAUGCGCGUUCCCGACAAUAAACCUCUGACGCCUUCAUCCGGGAACUACUACGAACUCGCUCUCCAACAUGGCGGCGUCAGGUAAGAAGAAGAAUAAGAAGGGGAAGACCCUCACUCUGACUGACUUCCUGGCAGAGGACAGUGGAGGCAGCAACGUGGCCCCCAGCUACCCGACCAAAUCCACUAGCUGGGCAGAUGAGACUGACGACCUGGACGGCGAUGUCUCAACUUCGUGGCACACGGAGGAAGAUAGCUACCGGGCACCACCCAUCGACCGCUCUAUCCUGCCCACAGCACCACGCUCGGCUCGGGAACCCAAUAUCGACCGGUCUCGACUGCCCCGCAGCCCACCUUACACCGCCUUCCUGGGCAACCUGCCUUAUGAUGUCACUGAGGAUUCGAUCAAAGACUUCUUCCGCGGCUUGGCAAUCAGUGCAGUGCGUCUGCCUCGAGAGCCCAGUAACCCAGAGAGGCUGAAGGGCUUUGGCUAUGCUGAAUUUGAUGAUGUGGAAUCCCUCUUGAGGGCCCUCAGUCUCAAUGAGGAGAACCUGGGAAAUCGAAGGAUUCGUGUGGAUAUUGCAGAUCAAUCUAAUGACAAAGAGAGAGACAGUGGAUCUAUGGGAGGCCGAGACAGGGGAGGACGGAUGUCAGACAUGGGUCCUGACAAGACAGACACUGACUGGAGGGCUCGGCCCAGUGCAGACUUCGACGAUGGGCCUCAAAGGAGGGAUGAUGCCUUUGGGGAGAGGUCACGGGACCGUUAUGAGUCAGACCGUUACAGAGACGGACCACGGCGGGACAAUGACCGCUAUGACGGAGGAAGAGACCGCUACCGUGAUCGUUAUGACGACAGGGACCGCAGAGAAUACGAUAGAGGUUAUGACUCUCGCGGUGGUGGAGGAGGUCGUCGAGCCUUUGGCAGUGGCUUCCGCCGUGAUUAUGAUGACAGUCGGAGUAGCAACGAUCGUUAUGGGGAUCGAGACCGUUAUGGCGAUCGAGAAGAGCGGUACGAGAGACGGGAUGACAGGCGUGAGGAAAGAGGUCCUCCUCAGAGGCCCAAGUUGAACCUUAAGCCCCGCAGUGUGCCCAAGGAGGAGGAAGGUAGUGGUGGUAAUUCCUCAACUCCAACUCCGAGCUCUGGCAGCAGGGCCUCAUCCAUUUUUGGUGCGGCCAAGCCGGUUGACACGGCAUCCAAGGAGAGGGAGGUGGAGGAGAGGCUGAAGAAGCAGGAAGAGAGGCUGCAGAGGCAGCUGGAGGAGGACAAAGGCCGGGGACCUGACAGAAAGAUGCGAGACAGGGACCCAAGCUGGCGCAAUGAGGAAUCUCAUCCCCAGCGAUCUCGCACAGGAAGUGAGUCUUCGCAGCAAGGGAGCACUUCUGGAAGAGGGUCCCGGUGUCGAGAUAGCGAGCGCUCUGGGGAGAAUGAGGUUUUCAGUGGGAGAGAAGGUGACCCCUCCUCCCCUGGGGCGUCCCCGCAUCCCCCCUCUACCAGCUCCUCCAAGGAGCCGCUGAAGGUGAUGCCUGCACCUCCUCCCAAGGAGAACGCCUGGGCCAAGAGAAGUGCAGCCAGCACAGGCUCCUGUGAUGGUGAAGGGCGACCUCCAGUCUCUCCUGUCUCCCCAAGUGGUUCAGCUCCUCCCAAGCUCAGCUCCCUAAGUUGUGCAGAUGAAAGAGGAUCUGGAAAAGAUGAGAACAAGGCUGACUGUGUGCGUCGGGACCGGGGGCCUCCACGGGCACGAGGGGGGCCUGCAGGGCCUGGAGCGGGGCGGGGCCGAGGAGAGGGGCCCAACAGAGACCGAAGAAAGGAGGCAGACAGAAAGGAUAACAGAAGAGACCGAGACUCCAGACCACCUCCAGAGCCAAAGAAAUUUGAAGAAACCCCGACCCCUAAGUUCAGCUCAGCCAGUAAGUACGCCGCUUUGCUAAUGGAUGGAGACCAAGGAGAUGACGCAGAGGAUGUAGACUAGAGAGAAAAUAACAAGACGAGGCCUGAAAGUGCAAGACGGGGAGAAGAUGACGAACACAGGAAAACAAAAAUAAUCUCACAUAGCUUACGAAAAGAAAAAAAAAACUCCGUACAUGGAAAAGGCUCCUGGGAGGACAUCGCUCACUCCCUUCUUUCCUCCUACAAACUUGUCCUUUACUUUCAGAACCACCCACCCAUCCUCCCUCCCCUGCCCCACCUUCAAGACUAUUCAGGUUUGAAAGAAUAGUCGCAUACUGGACUUGUUUUAAAUGGAGAAAAAGGAGUAGCUGACAUGGCAAAGUUAUGGAUAACAUUGAAUUAAUUGUGAUAAAUAAAUGGAAAAAAGUGGGGAAAAAAAUGAAUUUGUAUAUUUGUGGAUCACAGGUCUGGCGAGUUUGGAUUAUAUGGCAAAUUAUGUAGUUUAGUAAGCAGAAGCUGUUUUUUUUUAUAUAUAUAAAUUUUGAUUGAUUUGCAUAAUUCCUACAUUAAAUGCAUAGCUGUUAAUUAUAACUCCUUUCUAUUCAUUAGUGAAUCAUUUGGUAUUUAUAGAAUUAUUCAAAAGCUGUCUCUUAAAUCAAAUUCAUUCAAAAAAAUUGGUCAAGAAAAUCCUGUCUUCCGGCGCUAACAGUCGUGAAUGCUGAGACUGGUUGCUAAUUUAAAAACAGUUGUCCAUCAUGUGCGCACCUUUCAACAAAUCAGUGAUUGCAUUCUUUUCAAACUGCCUGACACAGUAUUACGUGAGAGGACUGUACACGCGUUACAUUGCAUAACCGCAGGAGUGACUUGUAUGUCGAGACGGAAAGAAAAACAGUCGCUGCACGAUUCUCUCUGCGAAUUGCUGUUACCAUCACCCCGAUCAUUGUACAGAGGUCUCUUUCUACACCUCCUGAUGAAAUAAUCAGUUCAAUUAAAGGCUCAUAAUGGUCGUCUCCAGUCGUCCUAAA
This is a messenger RNA of Scatophagus argus, 2976 nucleotides long. RefSeq names its product eukaryotic translation initiation factor 4Ba (gene eif4ba). Bases 135 to 2033 code for a protein of 632 amino acids. The transcript has 15 exons. The record is from RefSeq and is a predicted model, not a curated record. Gene Ontology annotation, molecular function: RNA binding. NCBI's taxonomy places the organism in Eukaryota, Metazoa, Chordata, Actinopteri, Scatophagidae.